This is a messenger RNA of Ctenocephalides felis (cat flea), 1013 nucleotides long. Its product is annotated as sodium-dependent serotonin transporter-like. Gene Ontology annotation, molecular function: serotonin:sodium:chloride symporter activity; serotonin binding. The record is from RefSeq and is a predicted model, not a curated record. Gene Ontology annotation, biological process: serotonin uptake; sodium ion transmembrane transport. Gene Ontology annotation, cellular component: membrane; neuron projection. NCBI's taxonomy places the organism in Eukaryota, Metazoa, Arthropoda, Insecta, Siphonaptera, Pulicidae.
GUGUGGGCUACGCGAUCUGUCUGAUUGACAUAAACAUGGGAAUGUACUACAACACGAUCAUAGGAUGGGCAGUUUACUAUCUGUUUGCAUCCUUCAACUCGGAAUUGCCUUGGACGAAAUGCGGGAACAGCUGGAACACGCCGUUCUGCACCCCGGUCACUAAUCCCCAAUUGGAAAACUCCACCAGCCCGGCCGCCGAGUUCUUUGAGCGCAACGUACUAGAAAAAUAUCGUUCAGAUGGGCUUGAUAUGAUGGGACCUAUCAAACCAUCCCUCGCCCUUUGUGUUUUUGGAGUGUUCGUCUUAGUUUAUUUUUCGCUCUGGAAAGGUGUGAAAAGUGCUGGAAAGGUGGUUUGGGUAACAGCUCUAGCCCCAUAUAUAGUUCUUCUAAUCCUUCUCGUCCGAGGUGUAUCUUUACCAGGAGCCGCUGAAGGCAUCCGUUACUAUUUGACUCCGGAGUGGCACAAACUUCAAAACUCAAAGGUCUGGAUAGACGCCGCCUCACAAAUCUUCUUUUCACUGGGACCAGGAUUCGGCACCCUGCUGGCAUUGUCUUCGUAUAAUAAAUUCAACAACAACUGCUAUCGUGAUGCUAUUUUAACGAGCAGUAUCAAUUGUCUUACGAGCUUUUUGGCUGGAUUUGUUAUCUUUUCAGUACUUGGGUACAUGGCCCAUGUUCAAAACAAAUCGAUCGAACAAGUUGGCUUGGAAGGCCCUGGUUUAGUUUUCAUAGUGUACCCCGAAGCUAUAGCAACCAUGUCAGGCAGUGUCUUUUGGUCCAUUCUCUUCUUUUUGAUGCUGAUUACCUUGGGCUUGGACAGCACUUUUGGAGGAUUAGAAGCAAUGAUCACAGCUCUCUGUGAUGAGUACCCACGCGCCUUGGGCAGAAGACGAGAAUGGUUCGUCAUGGUCCUCCUGGUGCUGAUCUAUAUUUGCGCGCUGCCAACAUGCACUUACGGAAGAUUGGGUACGGUUGUGCCAGAGUACGAUAGUGACAGUUGUCACAACAGCUAA